Molecule: messenger RNA, 3669 nt
Organism: Glarea lozoyensis ATCC 20868
Lineage: Eukaryota; Fungi; Ascomycota; Leotiomycetes; Helotiales; Helotiaceae
Product: Nucleotide-binding protein
Exons: 12
Coding region: 1-3669 (1222 amino acids)
Biological process (GO): DNA-templated transcription; regulation of DNA-templated transcription; retrograde transport, endosome to Golgi
Cellular component (GO): cytoplasm; late endosome
Molecular function (GO): DNA-binding transcription factor activity, RNA polymerase II-specific; DNA binding; oxidoreductase activity
Source: RefSeq, a predicted model, not a curated record
AUGUCCAUUCCGAAGGAAAACAUCAUUAUCAUAGGAGGAGGAAUUAUAGGAUGCACCACAGCGUACUACAUCACCCAUCAUCCUCGCUUUGAUCCGUCUUGCCAUACGGUCACUCUCCUCGAAGCUUCGAAGUUAGCAAAUGGAGCGUCCGGAAAAGCAGGCGGGCUCGUCGCGGCGUGGGCACAUCCGAGUAAUCUUGCUGGUCUAAGUUUUGACCUUCAUGGCCAACUUGCCCAAGAUCAUGACGGUGCUCAUCUCUGGAGCUAUCGCCGUGUUCGAUGCGGGCAGCUUACGGCCAUUUCGACCCAAUCCAGCAUUGUCAGUGCGGAUGCGAACACUUCACCGGCUAUCGAGCUCGGGAAGUGGUGGGCACGGGAUAAGAAGCAAUCUUCCCUCCUGCCGGAUGACUUGGACUGGUUCAACCAGCAGAGCGCUCCUGUGUAUGAAGAAUUCGCAGAUACAACCACUGCGGCACAGGUCCAGCCGUAUCAAUUUACAAACUCCAUGGCGCGGUUGGCUGGGCAGCGCGGGUUGAGAACCGUCCUGGGUACCGUGGAACACAUCAAUUGCUGCGAUGCUGACGUAUCGCGUGAUAGUAGAGUGGAAGAGCCUCUGACCUCGUUCGAAGAUUUCAUAGGAAAGAAAGUGUGCUCCGUGACUUAUGUGGACAAAUCAACAAUGGAACGACAUACUCUGCCAGCCACUCAUGUGGUACUUGCUGCAGGACCAUGGACUACUUCCUUAUUCCCGAAAAUCAAGAUCGUACCUCUCCGAGCCCACAGUGUGACAAUCAAGCUCCCUCGACCAGCGUCUCCUUACUGUCUAUUUUCUGAUAUCCGGCAAUGCCAAUCUCCAGCACCCGGCGAGACAGCGAAACCCAUGCCGCUGGAAAUUUACGGGCGUUCCAACAAUGAGGUGUACAUUUGCAGCCCUGGUGAUCUAGAGACGUCUUUGCCGCCACCUAGUCAGCACGUUUCCAUCUCUUCAAAGUUCUGCCAAGAUAUGAUCAAUGCUGUUACAAGUGUGUCCGAUGAGCUUCGAGACGGCCAGGUAACAGGACGCCGAGCGUGCUACUUACCUACACUUGGCGCUGGGAAAACCAGUAACCCCUUGGUAGGGCAGACGGAGUUGGCAGGACUUGUCGUUGCUACAGGCCAUUCAUGUUGGGGCAUCUCCAAUGCUCCCGUGACAGGAAAAGCGAUUACUAACAUUCGCGUUGCUAUCCUGCUCCCCUCAGGCCAUCCAUAUUCCGAAGUUGCCACGGUCGUACUGUCUUUGUUUUGGAUUGCCUUUGUCCACAUUUGGUGCAGGUCCUGGCCUAUCAGCGACUGCAUGACAGUCACUGUCGGUACCGUGAAUCUGGGCGCCGUAGAAACAUUCCCAAAAUGGAUCUGUGAUCGAGAUCGAGGCGGGUCAGAAUGGUACCAACACCACGUGAAAAAUCUCGAAACCUCCCGAGGUCGUAGUAGAUCUGUGAGUAUUUUGCGCGUUGAUCCCUUCCCGAUUCGCCGCAACAACACCACGAUGUCUGGUCAUGACCCUCACCGGGUUACCAAGCCGAGACAGAGAACAUUGACCUGUGACACGUGCCGGAGUCGUCAUCAGAAGUGUGGUGGCGAACAACCGCGUUGUUCGAAUUGCAAGCUGCGCAGCAUCGCUUGCUCGUACCGUAGAGCACAGCUCCCACUGCCCCUCUCACUACCUCCAACCCCACGACAGCCACAAGAACAACCUUCAUAUCCUCAAGCACAAUUGCUAUCUCAAUUACAAUCACAACCUCUACCAGCUUCUGAUAACCAACGAUCCCCGAUUUCCGAGUCUACUAGGACGAGUCAGAACUCCAUUUCAGAUGCGGAUUAUGAUCGCCUCUAUUCUAAGAUAUAUGGCGAUAUUAUUCGACGUUUGGAUCUGGACUCAGAUCGGGGUCCGCAUUCUCCUGGAACCAUAAUACCAAGUGCGCCCUUAAGUAACCCCAGUCUACCAGAUUUUCAUCGUGAAGUAACCUCCAUCGUGGGCGACCUUGUCUCGGCUGAUACGCAACCGUUGGUAGAGUUGUCUCUGGGUCGAAGUCCAGAUCACGUCCGGGUGAUAUUGAAGGACUCACUUCCAUCGCAGGAUAUGGCCCGCCAUUGUCUAGAUUUGUUCUUGGAUUAUCAGAACUCAAUCUUCUAUAUCUGCGACAGAGAAGAAGUGUAUUCACAGUUGGCACAAAUGUACGAGAGCCCGAAACAGGUCUCAAUCGCUUGGUUUUGUCAGAUGUUUUUUAUUUUUGCUAUUGGCGCUCAGUUUGACGAUAUGUACGAGAUGGAUAGUGAGACGUACCACGACAUUGGUCAGAGGUAUAUGGACGAUGCAAUCGACGAAAACCCACAGAGCACAAUAUGGGUAAUACGGGCAAUGCUUCUCCUCUGCAUCUAUCAGCCACCAACGAAAUGGAAUUCCGUGUGGAUGCAUCUCGAUGCAGCUAUUCGGGGAGCCCAGAAAUUUCAAUUGGAUACCGGAAAAAAUCUUUUAAAAGAGUUGCCGGACAAUAUAUAUCAUAACUGGCGACGCUUAUGGUUUAGCAUCGUUACGUUUGACCGCUUGGUUGCAAUUUUUCUUGGACGACUUCCGCGCAUUAGGGAAAGUAUUUCCAGGGAUCCAAUCUUGAAGGAUCCUGAUUCCCGGUCAGGUUUGGAAAAUAUCCCUCAGAACAAAUUCACCACGCUUUCAAUCAUAUCCGGGAACAUAUUACGUGACAUGUAUUUCUCUGGCCAACCCAGUCUUAACAUAUGCCAUCAAUACAAAGGAGAGCUCCAGAAUUGGUUAUCAAGCUUGCUAGCUCCCUUACAGCAAUACAUUGAGUCAGGCGACAUCACUGACUCCCCAAAGGACCAGGCUGAAGUUAUUUUCAAUUUGCAUUUUAUGUAUUUUGGCACAUGCAUUCUGGGCACAAGGCCUUUCCUAUUACGGGUGCUGAAAUUGAAAGUUUCCAGCAGCUUUGCUAGUCCCAUCGCAUCAGCAAUAGCUGCCGAGGCAACUCUAUGUAUUGGCUAUGCAUCUCGUCUAAUCAAUAGUGCUACAUCCCUUUUGGCUACACCUAUGGCACCCAAAAAGUCAUUCAUACCAGUAUUUUUCUUAGUAAACGCAGCUCAUAUUAUGAUUCUUGCCGCUGUCUGGAAGUUGAAACAAAAUGAGCAAACGCCGUCACUGGACAUUUUCGAUCAAUCCCUCGAAUUGGUCUCGAUUGAUUCUGCGCUCCGAACACUCGAAUUGUGUGGUCAUCGAAGUCCCUUUGCUCGGAAAUACUGGCUCCUGAUUAAAUCUCUGAAGCAACGAUUGCUCUUAAGUCUAUCGGCAAAAGAAUCAGAUAGCCCCGCACCUCCUCUUUCCUCCAUGUCAUCCUUAGGCGCACUGCCUGACGGAAACGCAGUCAAUGAGCCCACGUGGCUACAGAACUUUGAUACUUCGUUUGGCCAAAAUCAAAGCCCUGUGCUGAACAUGUCAGCAGAUUCUUCCAAUCCACAAGUGUCUUAUUUCUCCAAUCAUGCAUUACCCGAUCACUCAGAAAGUUGGCCACCUACUCAAUUUGAAUCGCUGAAUUUAGGUGAUGUUCAGUCCUAUGAUCCCACAUUUCCCGUGCUACCUCAGUCCGAUGACCACAACUUCUGGGGUGAGAUGAGAGAAUAG